Molecule: messenger RNA, 7402 nt
Organism: Salmo salar (Atlantic salmon)
Lineage: Eukaryota; Metazoa; Chordata; Actinopteri; Salmoniformes; Salmonidae
Source: RefSeq, a predicted model, not a curated record
CCCCAGCCUGGGCUGGCUCUCCCUGGCUGUCCCCUCUGUGGUGGUACCCGAGCCGUGUCUGGCGGUGGCCGAGGUGGAGGCAGAUGAGGAAGGAGGGGAUGGGCCUUGUAGUGCGGUAUUAGGGCCCAGUGUUGGUGGUGGUACUAGAGUGGAUGGUAUGGUAGUGCAGAUAAAGCCAAGCACGGCAGUAUUGGAUGUUUGCGGCGGAGAGAAAGUAAAGAAGCUGUCGUCGUUAGCCGCCGCAGAGGCUCCUGGAAUCGAGGAGGUGGUGCCCAGUAAAGCGGGGGAGCCCGCGGAGGAGGAGAGCGGUAGUGUUACAGAGGAGAUGCGAGAGGAGAAGGAGAAGGGGGCCGCUAAGGCCCUAUUAGAGGAGCAGAAGAGGGAAGCAGAGAAGAAGGUUCAGGACGACAUAGAGGAAGUAGAGACCAAGGCCAUAGGGACCUCGCUGGAUGGACGCUUCCUAAAGUUUGACAUCGAGAUUGGACGCGGAUCCUUCAAGACGGUCUACAAGGGCCUGGAUACGGAGACUACAGUGGAGGUGGCGUGGUGCGAACUGCAGGAUCGUAAGCUGUCUAAGACGGAGCGUCAGAGGUUCAAGGAGGAGGCUGAGAUGUUGAAGGGUCUGCAGCACCAUAACAUUGUACGCUUCUACGACUCCUGGGAGUCUCCCUCCAAAGGAAAGAACUCCAAGUGCAUCGUGCUGGUCACAGAGCUUAUGACAUCAGGCACCCUCAAAACGUAUCUGAAGCGGUUCAAGGUGAUGAAGAUCAAGGUUCUGCGUAGCUGGUGUCGUCAGAUCCUGAAGGGGCUCCACUUCCUCCACACCCGGGCCCCUCCCAUCAUUCACAGGGACCUGAAGUGUGACAACAUCUUCAUCACCGGCCCCACUGGCUCCGGCAAGAUAGGAGACCUGGGAUUGGCUACGCUCAAACGGGCCUCCUUCGCCAAGAGUGUCAUAGGUACCCCAGAGUUCAUGGCCCCUGAGAUGUAUGAGGAGAAGUAUGACGAGUCAGUGGAUGUGUAUGCCUUUGGGAUGUGCAUGCUGGAGAUGGCCACCUCAGAGUACCCCUACUCCGAGUGCCAGAACGCUGCACAGAUCUACCGCCGAGUCACCAGCGGAGUCAAACCGGCCAGCUUUGACAAGGUAGCCAUACCAGAAGUGAAGGAAAUCAUCGAGGGAUGCAUCCGCCAGAACAAAGAUGAGAGAUAUGUCAUUAAGAUCCUGCUGAGCCAUGCGUUCUUCCAGGAGGAGACUGGUGUCCGUGUGGAGCUGGCCGAGGAGGACGAUGGGGAGAUGAUCGCUAUCAAACUGUGGCUGAGGAUAGAAGACGUUAAGAAGCUGAAGGGAAAGUACAAGGACAACGAAGCCAUCGAGUUCUCCUUCGACCUCAAUAAGGACUUCCCCGAAGAUGUGGCACAGGAAAUGGUUGAGUCUGGCUAUGUGUGCGAGGGAGACCACAAGACGAUGGCCAAGGCCAUCAAAGACCGAGUGUCUCUGAUCCAAAAGAAGAGAGAACAGAGGCAGCUGGUCAGAGAGGAGUUGGAGAAGAGGAAUCAGAAGCAGCAGCAGCCCCUACAGGCAGCAGAGGCCCUCAGAUCCCCCCAGCAGAGUCAGUCACCCCCCCAGCCCCCCAUAGCCCAGACUGAGAAGGAGGACCCAGAGAUGGACCAGCAGCAGUACCAACAGGCCAACACCUCCAUGACAUCUGACGGCGCGGUGGACAACGGCCAGGGUUCGUCCCUGUUCUCUGAGUCCCAUCUGGGCCAGCUGACCAUGUCCUAUAGCAACAUCCCUGCCACCCAGCAGCAGCAGGGCCAAACCCAGGCCCCCUACCCCUCCCCUUCCCCCCAGCAGCAACAACAGCAGCAGCAGCUCAAUGCCUACCAACAGCAGAACAUGCCUCUCUCACCACCUCCCCGCCACCGCGGCCGUAGCAUGUCCGUUUGCGUCCCCUACUUUUCCUCCACCCCUCCUGCUCUGUCCUGCCUUCCCAACCGGCCCUCCACCCCUCCUCCGGUGCUCUCCGCCCCCCACUCCCCCUGCCGGGGGUCGGACGACGGCGACACGUUUGCGGGCCGGCUCUCCAAGGCCCUGGAGAGUGUCCUGCCCCUGCAUUCCACCCCGCCUCGCCCACGGCAACAACGCCGAGCCAGCCUCCCGGCGGUGUUUGUCAGCCCUCCGCAGUCUGUGACUCACCAGUACAGCAGUGGAGGAGGAGUCUGGGCCUCAGCAGGCCUUCCGGACCCCACGCCGCCUCUCUUUCUCCCCUCCAUCCUGGAGCGCCCCGUCUCCUUCUCACCGCCGCCUGCCUGCCCUCCCUCCAAGGCCUACAACGCCCAACGCCGCAAGAGCACGUCUAUCUUGGAGGCCCAUACACGCCACUUCCAGCCUGCCUACCCCCGCUACGCCAGCAGUCUGCACCCCUACCACCCAGGGAUGGAGGGGCUGGGCAUGGGUGGAGGAGGAGGAGUGGAUGGGCACCUGGGAGUGGAUCCCUCGUCCCUCUUCAUGGUGCCCGGCUACGGUGCUCCGAGGCUGGGGUCAUUAGGAGAGCCCAUGCACCAGCACCUCCAAGGGCAGUCCCUCCAGGACCCUCUGUACGGGUACAAGGACGUGAGGGCAGAGCAGCAGCAGGAGGAGGUGGUGGAGGCUGUGCGGAGACUGAGUCUGAACCAGGCAGCGUUGCUGGAUCACUUCGAGGCCAUGGCCUAUGGGGGCUACCCCAUGACUGCUCACCAGAUCAACCAGAUCAGCUUCCACCAGCAGAUGCAGGCCGCGGCAGCCGCCAGCCUGGCCGUGUACGACCCUCCACAGCCGGCCUACGCCCAGACCUACCACCCCCACAUGCAGAGUCACAUGCGCCACAGCCCCAUCCCUCAGCUGCCACCCAUGAGCACCUUGAGCCCGCAGGCCUCGGGUACUACCGAUGGGUACCAGCUGCAGCACUCCGCCUCCUUCCAGUCCGCUCCCCCAGUCAUGGAGCCCCCGCAAGGCAGCGUGUUCGAGUUCCACGUCCAAAACAUGGCUACUGCAGCGGCCGCCGCUGGGGCCGACUCUGGCGUGCUGGCCUCUAGACUGUACAGGGCUCGCCGCGGCUCCAUGGACCUCAACCUGGAGGAGCAGGGGGGACCAGGAGGACAGUCAGGGGGUCUGGGAUACAGCCGCCUGCAGCCAGUCACUGAGGAACUCUACAGUUACGUCAGCCCUGAGAUGCCUCUCCCUCCCGGGAGCCUGCUACUGCACCAGGGCCAGAAGGACUGCAGCCCGGAACCUUCCAGUGACUCCAUGGCCUCCUCUGACUGUGGAGAUUUCCACUCUCCUCCGCCCCAGUUCGGGGCCGCCUCGGCCGCCCAGUCCAUCCCACACACCUUCUACGGGGCGGAGGCUGGGGGGAGGGACGCCACUGCAGAGGGCCAUGGAGUGGGCCACCCCCAGCCAGCAGACCUUUCUGUUUGUGCCUCCCUCCGAGACCCCUGGGCGUGCAACAGAUCCCAACCUCCCAGCCCAACACUGGACACCCUCUGGCCCCCCAACUCCCAGCCAGUCCCCGUCGCCCACCAACAGGUAAGGCCCCCUCACUCCUCAGGCCUCUGGCCUCUCUCCCCCCCACCUCCCAGCCCAUGGUCUCUCAGCCCCAGCAGCAGCAGGCAGGCAGCACUGUGGUACAGAGCCCCUCUCAGACCCAGCUACCCCCUGGACCACAGCCCACACAGCCUUGCAGUAUGGCUCCACCUCCCUCCUCAGUGGGGCUUGUCUCUGUGGCACAGAUGGCCUUCAAUCAGCCCCUCGGUCCCGGUUACUGCAGCUGCAGCCCAAGGGGCCCUGGUGUCCCCACAGAGCCCUAUAGCAGCUGCAGCCUUACCUCUGCCUCCUGGGGCUCAUCCUCUACCUGGUUCUGUAUCUGUACCCACUCUGGUGACUCAUCCACCGCCGGCGCCACCGGCCUCCCCUAUGCCGCCCCAAAUGAUGCCUACUCAGCCGCUGGUCGUUGUGGUGCCCGUCAUCAGCGUAGCCAGCACCUCCCCAGAGCCGCCAGGAGAUGCCCAGCCCCAGCCCUCUCAGACUGCUCCUCAGCCUUUGUCAUUGGAACAGUCACAGUUACAACCACCACAAGUGCCCUUGUCCAUGGAGAGCGGUCACUCUGACGUGGCGUCCGGUCUGAGCGAUGGAAAUGAUGGAGGCAGACAAGAGGGGCGCUCCAUCAAGCGACACCAGCGGCGCUCCAUACGGAGUCGCUCUCGCACCGACAAGAUUGGCAAAGCAAAGUUGAAUGUACUAAAUAUAUCCAACAUGGGUGACAGGGUAGCUGAGUGCCAGUUGGAAACGCACAACAGAAAGAUGGUGACUUUUAAGUUUGAUCUGGACGGAGAUAACCCAGAGGAAAUAGCACAGAUUAUGGUCACCAGUCUUUUUAUACUGGAGAGCGAGAGGGAGUCGUUCAUCGAGCAGGUCCGUGAGGUCAUCGAGAUGGCGGACGAGAAGGGUCUGGAGAAAGAUGGAAACACCCAGAUUGUUUCCCAGAUAGUUAGUGACCUCCAGCUGCAACAGAUCCCUGCUACAUCUGACCCGUUGCCAGGUAUCCCUUCCUGUGCAGCCCAGGUGGUCCACUCUGCAGGCAGGAGGUUUAUAGUCAGCCCCGUGCCUGAGUCCAGACUCAAGGACCAGUUCUUUGCUGACUCAGCGGCUACAGGCUCUGCCCUACUGAGACAAGAUUCACAGUCCUUUAAUGGUGAGUUUAGCAUGCGCACCACACACACACACACACACGAAUGCACACACACGCACAGUGACAGCCUACCAAUAAGUUAUCUUAUUAGUCAACAACCGCCCCGUGCUGGAGCUGCAGGUCAGGGUCUGUCCCAGUCGGCCUCAGCGGUCAGCCUGCAGCAGGCCUUUUCAGACAUGAGACAGAAUCAGGCCUCCACCUCCACCUCUCCACCUGCAACCAUCCACCAGGCCACCGCCCCCAUCCCCACCCAGCUCCAGUCUGUUGCUACCCAGCCUCUCCUUUCCCAGGCCCCUCUCACCCUGCCGGUGACCCAACCCGUGGUCUCCUCCGUACCUAGUGUUACAGCCCCAAUCCCUGCCCCAGCCACCUCUGUGUCUCCCCCAGCCCCUGCUGUCCUUCCCACCCUCCCCACCUCAGCCUCCUUCCCCCAGACCUCUGGCCCAGGCUCCAUCCCUGGUGGUCCCACCACCUCCAUACCCACGACAGUCCUUUGUCAUUCCGCCACGGCCCCCCUGGUCAGCAGCUGUAGCAGUGGUAGCGGAGGUGGAGGAAGCUCAGAGCAGCUCCCUGUCCCUUCCACUGCUAUCCCCCAGCUCACCGCUACCGUAGUCCCCACCACAGCUAUCCAAGGCCCCCUGCUAGCCCCCUCCGUUGCUAACCCCAGUGCAGAGCUCCCUUCUUCCUCCUCGCCUGUAGCUUCUCUAGCCCCAGGGGCCACGGUCCCUACCUUACAGCCCGUCACCACCACCAUCCCCGUGGUCCAGCCCACCCUGGUGCACACCCAUCCCCAGCCCGCUACAAUGCCCAACCAGACCCACGCCCAGUGUGGGGAGUGUGAGGCGGCCCUGGGCAUUGAUGACAUCCACACGCUGGAUAAGAAGCUUCGCUCCCUCUUCAUGGACUUGGGUGGCGGUGGAACCACCCAGGCCGAUGGCUCUGUCGACCCAGCCGGAGGCACUGGUGUCCCGGGAACCUCUUCCCCAACCGGCCCCUCAUCCACCCCCAGCUCCACAGGCACCCCCCGGCCCCCCUCCAGCCUCCCCUGGCCUCCUCAGGACCAGGGCAUGUCUCUGGGACCCCCCUCACCACCCCGGGACAGGCUGGGACCCCUUCCACCUACACCCAGACUACCCCCGCCAAAGCACCUCUGUCUAGGUUACCGAUAUCAGUCCCAGCAGCCUCUGGAAGACCUGGAUGCCCAGCUGAGAAGGGCCCUGAGCCCAGAGACUGUCUCUGUCAGCUGUGUCACCACACAGUGCCUUUCUCGCUGGAAGGGGAACCAAUCACGACGCCUAUUGCUGGAGGAUUCCAACUGGGACGAUUCCAGGUCUCUGUGGCUGCAGACCAGGCCCACCACCGUUGGCCGCUUCCAGGUCACCACCAACGCACCGGAUGCCAGGGUGGGCCGCUUCUCAGUGAGCCGAGCCCAGGAUGAGGCAGCCGAGGCUGUGUUCGAGCAGCCACCCGCUUCCCAGGCUAACGGGCCUAGUACUGAUCCUGGCUCGGCCACCAUGCUCUUCAGCCCAGAGGACAAACAGAGCUCCCUGCCCAGCCUCAACAACUCCUACAUGAGCUCUGAUAACGACUCGGAGUUUGAGGACGAGGACUUGAAGAGGGAGGUCAACCGGUUACGGGAAAAGCACAUGAAGGAGAUCCAGGCCCUGCACACCAAGCAGAAGGAUGAGAUUGACUCCCUGUUCGCCAGGCUGGGCAAGGUGCCUCCAGCCGUGGUGGUCCCUCCAGCUGUAGCCCUGGCCGGUCGCAGGAGACGACCCACCAAAAGCAAGAGCAGCAAGUCCAGCCGCUGUAGCUCCUCCCAGGGCAGCAAGAGCCCCCUGCAGCCAGGCAGCACUUUAUCUGCACAGAGCGCCCCCUCAGUGUACCCACCCUACCAGGCUCUCCUCCUGGCCCCUGUGGCCUCCCCCGACCCCAACCUCCACCCUGCCUCAGGGAGCCGACCCCGGCCCCUCAAGCAUCUCGGCCCCUCCAGUGAGAACCUGUGCUCUGCCUACACCAGCGAAGCUACGCUGUCCGUGCCCAGUCUCUGUGCCCCCACCCAAGGGACCAGCAGCACCAACACAGUGAGUGGUCCAGGAGGCCAGGGUCCAGGACCAGGUUCAGGGGGUCAGAACCAGGGCCAGCCUUCUCCCAACCCCCCUCAACAGGGCCGGAAGGGCACGUUCACCGACGACCUGCACAAGCUGGUUGACAACUGGGCCCGCGACGCCAUCAGUCUGUCCCAGGGCAAGAGUCGCUCCAAACACCAACAGCAACCCUCACAGGGACACAGCUACCAGGCGACCCCGUCGACCAAUAAGGGCCGUAAGUUCUCCGCCCCGAGUCAGCUGUGCCCCAGCAACGCCUCUUCCACCCCCGCUACCUCUCUGGGAGGCCGCAAGGGCUCCUUGUGUCCCCCCUCCCCAGUACGGCGGGGUCGGGGCAUGCUACCCCUCCUCUACUGCACCUUACAGCAGCGCCCAGUGGGUGGGAUCCACGGGGUCCACAGGGCCGGGACAGGGUCAGGCCGGUAUGUUAGCCUCCUCUCAGCCCCUGGUUGCCUCCUCCUCGCAGUACCCCUCCUCUGCCACUGGGGGGCAGGGCUCCCUGCAGGGCUUCCACCACAUCAGCACUUUGCAGAAAUCCGGUCAGCAACCCUGGAGGCCCCAACCUGA